AUGGCGCCUCCCCAUACCAGGGUCGCCAUUAUUGGCUCCGGCCCUGCUGCUCACACCGCUGCCAUUUACCUAUCCCGUGCGGAACUCAAGCCCGUUAUGUAUGAGGGCUUCCUUGCCGGUGGCACCGCGGCGGGCGGUCAAUUAACAACAACUACCGACGUGGAGAACUACCCGGGCUUUUCCAAGGGUAUUAGUGGCACAGAGUUAAUGGAAGAGAUGAAGGCACAAUCUCUCCGGUUUGGUACCGAAAUCAUCACCGAGACAAUCACAAGGGUCGACCUACAAUCACGGCCGUUUCGUUUGUGGAGAGAAUACCAAGAUGGAGAAUCCGAUGAACCGGCGCACACGGCCGAUGCGGUCAUCAUCGCGACAGGCGCAAAUGCGAGGCGCUUACAUUUACCCGGUGAGGAGACAUAUUGGCAAAAUGGUAUAUCUGCCUGCGCAGUCUGUGACGGCGCUGUCCCCAUCUUCCGCAACAAACCGCUCGUCGUGAUCGGGGGAGGCGAUUCUGCUGCAGAGGAGGCCAUGUUUCUGACCAAAUACGGCUCCCACGUCACCGUGCUGGUCAGGAGGGACAAACUGCGAGCCUCCAAAACCAUGGCAAAACGCUUGUUGGCGAAUCCUAAGGUGACAGUCAAGUUUAACCACGUCGCAGUCGAGGUGCAGGGAGAAGACAAACCUCGGGGACUGAUGACACAUCUAAAAAUCAGAAACGUGGUCACCAAGGAAGAGGAAGUCCUGGAAGCCAGUGGCUUGUUCUAUGCCGUUGGCCACGACCCAGCAACUGCGAUCUUCAAGGGUCAAAUGGACACAGACGAGGAUGGUUACAUUCUGACAACGCCGGGCACCAGCUAUACCAGUAUCUCGGGUGUGUUUGCGGCUGGAGACGUGCAGGACAAACGAUAUCGUCAGGCCAUCACCAGCGCCGGAAGCGGAUGCAUAGCUGCUCUUGAGGCGGAGAAGUACUUGGCCGAGUUAGAGGAUUCUGAACUGGACCUUGAAAAGGAGAAGCAGGCGAAGAAACCAGAGAUCAAUGGCGAAUCCGCCCCAGAGUAUCGAUCCAACCCGCUGCUUUAA
Molecule: messenger RNA, 1077 nt
Organism: Fonsecaea erecta
Lineage: Eukaryota; Fungi; Ascomycota; Eurotiomycetes; Chaetothyriales; Herpotrichiellaceae
Product: thioredoxin reductase
Exons: 1
Coding region: 1-1077 (358 amino acids)
Biological process (GO): removal of superoxide radicals
Cellular component (GO): cytoplasm
Molecular function (GO): thioredoxin-disulfide reductase (NADPH) activity
Source: RefSeq, a predicted model, not a curated record